Salvelinus fontinalis (brook trout) is the source of this 1064-nucleotide messenger RNA. It is a transcript of the gene mixl1, whose product is annotated as Mix paired-like homeobox. Gene Ontology annotation, biological process: regulation of transcription by RNA polymerase II; endoderm development; hematopoietic progenitor cell differentiation. Gene Ontology annotation, molecular function: RNA polymerase II cis-regulatory region sequence-specific DNA binding; DNA-binding transcription activator activity, RNA polymerase II-specific. Lineage: Eukaryota; Metazoa; Chordata; Actinopteri; Salmoniformes; Salmonidae. The record is from RefSeq and is a predicted model, not a curated record. The coding region runs from base 5 to 964 and encodes 319 amino acids. The transcript is spliced from 3 exons.
UAAUAUGUCAGCCGUCCACGGAAAACUGAGGGUAGGAGACCUAACUCAAUUCCCGAUGUACCCCGACGGACACAUGGAGAGGAAUAGCAUGCCGCAUUCAGAUUAUAGUGCUGCGGAUAGGGCAAACUACUUCAACUCCGCAAACGCCACCGGACAGAGAGCGGACAGCAUGACCCAUCGAAGGAAGAGAACCAACUUCACCCAGCAUCAGAUUGGGGUGCUGGAGAAAGUAUUCUCCGACACCAAAUACCCUGACAUAUACCUUCGCGAGAGACUUGAGGCUCUCACCGGCCUACCAGAGUCCAGAAUUCAGGUGUGGUUCCAGAACCGACGCGCAAAGUCCCGUCGCCUGGAAGGGUCGUCCAUGUCUAUGAAGCUCAAUGGUGUUGCCGCCCCCGUGACCCCGUUCGCGCAACUCCAUCACCGAAUGCACAACUUCAGACCAUCACUCCACGCCCGGACAGAAGAAACGCACGCCAAGACCACACUACCCACGAAAACUGGUAACUACGAACACUCAAUUAUCCCGUAUAUUGACGAUGCAUCCAUAAAUGGGAAUAGAAGAAAAGUUGAGCAAAUCGAACGAGAUGAGUUGAGCGUUGCGGUUCCGUGCAACAACGUUCAUCCGUAUCACAAGGGAAAUGGACUUUACAUCAAGUCCCAGAGCAACAUAAGCGGUAGUGCAGGUACAAAACAUGUUCUGGUUGAAUAUGACAACUUUCCCCCAAACAAGACCAUAGGUCCCGAGAUGAAAGUUGUUAUCCCUCCCAUUCCUUCACAGAACAACUUAGGCAGGUCCUCUCCAAAGCAUGUCUCGUGCCAAGUACAGCAUCCUCAGGUUAAGACAAGACCUGAUAACUUUGGCCACUUCUCUCCCAUUCGUGCCAGCAAGGCUCAAGAGUUUUCUGAUUCGGAUUCAGAGUGGGAAAAUGGUGCCAUGUCUGGCUUUGGUGACUUCAUGUGAAAUUGACUGAUGGGUUCAUCACUUCAAAAUGAACAGAUGUAAGUUUGUUAUAAAGAUACUUAUUUAUUGUAUAUUAUUUUGAUUGUCUUCGUUUUCAAGC